GUUCGUCUUUACUCAAUCCAUUCCAUUAAUGUCUAUGACGAGGCCAUUCUUGUAUGGUUCUGCGAACUUAAUGCGAACCCUUCACCCUCUAAUGUCUCCCAACCUCGUCUCUAUACAAUUCCAACCAACUCUUCUAGGUAGUACUGUGAAACUCCAUUUCUCCACUAUAACUUCGAUUUUCAAAGCCUCUCGGAGGUGCUGUGGCGCAGUCAGGGUGUCGAAGCUUCAUCAGCCUCGAAGCUGCUAUACGGACACAGUGAUUGUAGCUAAAGAUGGCAAGUACGGGAAUAAACAGAUUAUUAGUGUUACGCCUCAGCUUUAUGAUUACAUGCUAGCCAAUGUUCGAGAACCAGAGAUUCUGCGGGAGCUUCGCGAAGAGACUGCUUCUAUGCGAGGGAGUCAGAUGCAGGUGUCUCCUGAUCAAGCUCAAUUACUCGCAAUGCUUGUUCAAAUUCUUGGGGCACAGCGAUGCAUUGAAGUUGGUGUUUAUACUGGAUAUUCAUCCUUGGCUAUUGCCUUGGUCCUUCCAGAAUCAGGUCGAUUGGUUGCAUGCGAAAGAGAUGCAAAGUCUCUUGAGAUUGCAAAAAGGUAUUAUGAGCGAGCUAAGGUUUCCCACAAGGUGGACGUGCGACAUGCAUUAGCAGCAGACACCUUAAGGUCCUUAAUUAUGAAUGGGGAAGCUUGCAGUUAUGAUUUUGCAUUUGUUGAUGCUGAGAAAAGAAUGUAUCAUGAAUAUUUUGAGCUGCUUCUACAACUGGUGAGGGUUGGGGGUGUAAUUGUGGUUGAUAAUGUUCUUUGGCAUGGAAAAGUGGCUGAUCCUCUGGUAAAUGAUCCAAAGACCAGCAGCAUAAGAGAAUUUAAUAAAAAUAUUAUGGAGGAUUCUCGUGUUAGCAUCAGUAUGGUACCUAUUGGAGAUGGCAUGACAAUAUGCCGCAAAUUGUGACCUGUUACAGAUAUGCUGUUAAUGCCAUGGUCCUGUGACUAUUUCUCCUGGAGGACCUUGGCUAUGUUUGCAGCCUGCAAGAUAUUGUUAUUGAUGACAUUGCAUACAAGGGCUGCCCAGGUUUGUUCAGUAGCAUCCAAAGCUUCCUGAUAAAUAUCAUCAAUAAUGGUAGGAUCUCUUGAGUGCACGUUGUAGAGUUGAUGUGUUUUGAUUUAGUGGGGAGGGCUUUAAUUCCUGGAAAU
Telopea speciosissima is the source of this 1185-nucleotide messenger RNA. Its product is annotated as O-methyltransferase MdmC-like. The coding region runs from base 29 to 943 and encodes 304 amino acids. Gene Ontology annotation, molecular function: O-methyltransferase activity; S-adenosylmethionine-dependent methyltransferase activity. The transcript has 9 exons. Lineage: Eukaryota; Viridiplantae; Streptophyta; Magnoliopsida; Proteales; Proteaceae. The record is from RefSeq and is a predicted model, not a curated record.